Molecule: messenger RNA, 2896 nt
Organism: Diachasma alloeum
Lineage: Eukaryota; Metazoa; Arthropoda; Insecta; Hymenoptera; Braconidae
Exons: 9
Coding region: 447-2264 (605 amino acids)
Source: RefSeq, a predicted model, not a curated record
AGUUGUUCGAAGCGCGAAACCCAUAUUCCACGGCUCUCCACAUUACUGGAUUAAUCAGGGAUUAAUUAACUGAUUCAACCGGUGGAGGGAAAAAUAACGAGGAAGAGAAAGAAGAGGUCACGAGCUCUAUUGCCCCCCCUCUUUCACCUUUCUUUCACCGCAUGAUUGUGUACACCUCCAGUACGUUACUACCAAUAGCCUAGAAAAUACUGUGUCACGACACUUCUGGUCGUGGAGAGGAGUUUAAACGAGAUUUUUCGAUAUAAAUAUGAUGGCCUACAUGGGGUUCGAGCGUUGGCAUCGGGGCGGGCCGAUGUGACGGCUGACUGGAGGAACGAAUGAAAUAAAUAAAAAUAAAUAAAAAAAGAAAACGAAAACGAAAUAAACAGCGACAGAGAGACGGUGAAAAGAGGUGAAGAGAGAAGGCGAGAAUCGAUAAGACGAGAAUGGGGCAGGCGUGGUGCAAGGAGAGGUCCACCAAGGCACAGGAUUCAAAGUCACCUCUGGACCGCGUUUUCCUUCGUUGCGCACAUCGAAUAUAUCCGGGGCUGAAAGAGGAGGGCUCGGUUCUCGGUGGAGCAACGCAGAGGGUAACGAGCUCGGAGAUUGGGUAUGCUGGCUCUCCAUCCAGGGAAUUGCUCACCAGAGGAUGUAGUAUCGACUCUGUCGAUCGACCCUUUCAACCAAGUGACUGGGUAGAUGUUAAUCUCGAAGUACCGAAUACACCGAGAGCGAGCUCGGUCAUGACCAAUCACACGUUGGAUACGACACUCUAUCACACCGCAAGCCCAACAUCAAGUUACUCUAAUUUAAAAGACGUUACUCCAAUUCCACCACCGAGGAGUAAGAAGAAAAAUCGGAGACGGCCACUGCCACCAAAGCCCAGUGAGAGUUACGAGAGUUUAGAACCCGAAAUUGCUCCUAAGGAUUCAAAGGAGCCUCUUUACUCAUCUGUGAAAUUUCCCAAGAGUAGGACGAAGGAGAUUUAUGAGCAUAAGAUCAAUGGAAUAGGUCAGGUAAUUCCCAGUGCUAUUGUAUCCGGCUGGAAAUCCGCGGAGAGACUCUCUAGUCACGAAAAAACUUCCAUCAAAUCGAAAACUUUAAGCAGCGUUAGUCUCCCGAAUUAUCACGAACUCGAGACAUCGCGAUGCGAAGAUGAGCACCAAAAAUCAUCAGAAGAAAGGCAAACUUCCCGUCUUGAUCAGUUUACGGACUUGCCAGUCGAUGGUUUAAGGAUAGAUAAAGGGAAAACUUCGACUCCGUUGAAGCAGGAUAUCAAGGAUGAGCCGCGAACACCCGUUAAAGUUGAUGGAUGGUUUUUGCAUCCUGACAAGGGAACGCGAUUUGAGGAUUCUCCAGGACCUGAGGAGAAUGAUGAGAGUGAAGGAGAAAUGAAGGAGGCUAAAAAUGGAACGAAAAAUAUGCAUACAAAUCCGUUUUUUGAGAUUCCGGUGGAUGAAAGUAAAAGAACGAAUUCUCUCAAUCGCCAUCGCGAGCCUCAAUCAACGAAAAACCUCCGUAGAUCCUUAUCAAACGACACUGAGCUUUUCGACAACUUUGAAGAUAGAAACACUCUAGCUUCCCUAUCUCAAUCAGACUCUUCACUACGAGUGCUAACCCGAUCAAUAUCCGAAGAGUCAUUUCCAAGUGCUCUGAUGGAGGAUCCAGAUGAGGUUGACUUUUUCGAGGACAAAGUCGUCAAGGAUACCAAGAACGAGAUAACCAAAAUACGUGAGGAAUUGGAGGCUGUUAAGAAUGAAGUUAAAACCCCUCCAUCCAGUCCAGAACCAAAGAUCAAGCCGGAGUUGCAGAGUAACGAUCACUCGACGCUUCUGAAAGUACUGAGGGACGAGGCUGAUGACAGCAAUUUGAGCUCAAUGACACCAAGUUUGACAGAGCUGGAGGCAGCACUCUCAGAUAUGCUGGAGAAGCAAGACGAGCAACUGGAGGUACCAGAAGACCGUCUCGAAGACAAACAAACUCCCGAGAAACCUUUAGAAAUUCCCAUCGAGCCGAAAAUAAUUCCUCUGAUUGUCGAGGAUACUCCCCCAGAGAUGGUGAGCAUCGAUUUAACUAACGGUACUGCCAUCAAUGGUUUCGAAAAAAUCAAUAAAAGUAAUCAAGACAUUGAAUCACCACCCAAGCCGAGCAGAUUGCACAGAAUCAUCCAGAAACCAUCCCCAGAGACUCCAGAUAAUGUACCCACCCCUCCCAGAAGGCGAAAUCGCAGUAGUUCAGGUGCUCUAAAUGACAGACUCAUUUGAUGAAACAAGAAGGAAAAAAACUUUUCUUCUGAAAAAAAAUAUUAUCACAAGUGCUUGUAAACAAAGUGGCGUUCUCGGUGAAUCCCGAGGAUUUUCAGAUGGAAAACGAGAGACGAGCAAGAAAAUAAAAUACGUUUUUCGGUGAAGUUCCUCGAUGGUUCUGUCGAGCACUCGUGAGAGUAAUCGUACAAAACUUCUCGGCUCGUAUGUGCUGGAGGAAGACAGCAAAUGAGUGUACGGAAAAGCGAUGUUCUCCCUCCACCCCUUCUGUUACCCAACUUUUUAACGAACGUACUGUGCCGAGUCACGCGGGAAAACUACCUCACCAUUGAAAAAGGAAGUAUGAGUUGUGAGUGAGAUAAAUUCAGUGAAAAAACCCCCUUCAUCGUUGCUAUUACCGCGAAAAUAAAACAAUAAUAAUGAAGGAGCGAAGGAUCCUCGAGUGGCUGGAGCAGUCAAAUUCAUUCUUUCAUUGGGGAUUACUUUGUAUGAAAUGAAGAUAAAGAACGAAAAGAUGGUUGUAACAUAGGUUGUAUGCUGUAGGAUUCCAAAUUUAAGGUUUUACGAACUUUGAUUGAUGAUAACUCUUCGGAAAAGAAUCUCAGAAAAUAAAACAAAAUGUUCUGCCAAGA